Staurois parvus is the source of this 348-nucleotide messenger RNA. The record is from the annotation of a GenBank genome assembly. Lineage: Eukaryota; Metazoa; Chordata; Amphibia; Anura; Ranidae.
AGUAGAUUGUUUUAACCUCCCUGGUGGUAUUCCCGAGUGUAGCUCGGGGUAAAGUUUCAGCACCACAAGCGGUAACCCCGAGCUACACUCGGGAAUACCUUGCAGCGCUGCUCCGAGAUCUCUUCUUCACUUACCUUGUCCUGCGCUCCCGCGAUGUCCCUCCUGCAGUGUCCCCUGCAAUGUCCUCGGGCGGAUGCCGGCAUCUGUCUUCUGGAUUCUGUUCCCUGCGACAUUGGAACGUAUGGGGGAUGGAACGGCGGGAAACUUGAAAGUUGUAAAAGUGAAAUUCACUAAAAUCACUAAAAUCACAUAGUAAAACAUUACUGUUUCAAACCAUUUCACAUACAU